UUUGUUUAUCCUUUAUCAAGAAAAGUGAUAACAAUGAUGUCAGAAAAUUGCAAUUGCAGACAAAUAAAUUGAAACUGAAGAGAAUUCCGUUCAUAAAUUCAAUUGCUCGUCCUAGGUUUCCAAGUUGGAUUCAAUAUUCGCCCACUCACUUGAAACACAACACUACAUAAUCAUCGAUUCAUUCUUCGCUAUAUUUUUGGGUAGCAGAAGCUGUGAUGUAGCGAUUAUGGACUCAGGCCCUUCGAUGUCUCAGUCUAGUGUUCCUGCCAUGAAAUACGGUGAGAGUAGCUCAGAGAGCCUACUCAGAACAGAUUCGAUCACAAGCUCUCCGAGUAUAAGCAAUAAUAUGUCUUCUCCGGAGGCUCGUAUGUUGAGGAAGAGUUUAAAGUUCUUUUUUAUGAACCCUAUACAAAAAUGGCGUGUCAGGAGGCAAUUCCCGUUUAAAUUUUUCCUUCAAGUUGUGAAAAUUAUUUUGGUUACUUAUCAGCUGUGUAAUUUUGCUGAAAAUCGUUACAACCAUAUGGAGUAUUCGAACAACAAUCGUGUUUCGUUUUCGCAUUUAUUUCUGAAAAAUUGGGACGAUUCGAGGGAAGUAGUGUCAUAUCCUCCGGAAGCUGGACCUUUGGCGUUGUAUAGAGUGGACGAACUUCACGAUAAUAUUAAUUUCGCUGUUAAAAACUAUCACGAUUUGUCCAAUGCGAUUGGUCCUUAUAAUCAUGUUACUCACGAGCACGAGAUUAUGCCAGUCGAAUUAUGUAUUGAAAAUUACCAAGAAAGUGAUUUUGAACUUCAACUUCCGCAAGAGAAUGUUACCAAACGUUGCUUGAAUAUUUCGUGGAAUGAUACGAAGAAUUUUUCGUUACACGACUUUUUACAUAAAAAUAAUGUAACGUUGAAUUUCAAGUUUUUGGCUGAAAUUAAGCUUCGUUUCGAUCUGCACGCUGUUACUUACAAAGCUCCUGGGAAGCACUGUAUUAAAUUUCAUAUCGAGAUCAUCUACGAUAAUAAAAGAUUAGACGGUCAAAUGAUAAUGUCAUUGAAAACAACUUUAAUAAGAGUUGGAUGUUCCGAUGAUAUACAUUAUGCCAAUUUUAAUCGUUCUGAAAGUUUUUGGGAUACUGCAAUUGAUGUGAUUGUAAUUUUAGUUUGCUUUCUAUCGAUGAUCUUGUGUAUUCGGGCCAUUUAUAAAGCUCAGCUGCUGAAGUACAGAACUAUGAAUUUCUUUAGAAAUGUUAAAGGAGUAGAACUCAGUAGAGAAGGCCGGUUGACAUUUUAUAAUUUGUGGUACAUGAUGAUAAUCACGAACGAUAUAUUGAUCAUCGUGGGAUCCUAUGCUCAAUCAUUGAUUUCGAAAAACGAAUACUUGGGAGAUACAUGGAGUAUUUGUAGUCUUUGUUUGGGAACUGGAAACAUGCUCGUUUGGUUCGGAGUGUUACGAUAUUUUGAAUUUUUCAAGACUUAUAACGUGGUUAUGUUGACUUUGAAAUGCGCUUUUCCGAAAAUAUUACGAUUUUUGUUAUGUUCGCUGAUUAUUUAUGCUGGUUACGUGUUCUGUGGCUGGCUAGUUCUUGGUCCAUUCCAUAUUAAAUUCCAUAAAAUAUCCACCACAUCGGAAAAUUUAUUCUCGUUGAUCAACGGAGACGAUAUGUUUGCUACGUUUACAAUUUUAGAAACGGAUUCACGUAUUGUGUGGUGGUAUUGUCGAAUAUACAUCUACUCGUUUAUCAUGCUGUUCAUUUACGUUAUUCUCAGUUUAUUUUUAUCUGUGAUAAUCGAUGCCUAUGAAACAAUUAAGGAUUAUUACAUUCAUGGAUUCCCAAAAUCCGAUUUACAGCAUUUCAUUUACGAAAACUCGAACGAAGACGAUGAUGAUUUUUUAAUCGGUACACAACAAGGGUACAGUCACGGAAUAUGGUGUCUUACGAAGGAUUUUUUCAGAAUAUUAUUCAAAUGUCAAUGGAGAACAAAAGAUCCUCCGGUACAGAACGAACCCACUCAGAGAUGAAUUAUCGUGAUUGGUUAAAGUUACAAAUUCGAAAAACUUGAAGACUUGAAAUUUUAUGACAUUUCACAUCGCUAAAUCAAAACCUAUUAAUCACACGAUGUUACCAUUAAAUUAACCGGUGAUGAUAUCAACAUUUUAAAUAUUAAACUGUCACAUCGUCGAAACUUUUCUAGUUUACAUGUUCUCUCUGUUGUAUGUACAUUUGUACCUAUAUAUUAUUUAAAAGUAAUAAGAUUCAUUACUCGUUGUUUUAAGGUUGAUAAUUGGAUAAUAUCUCUGAUGUUGUUUUUGGGUGUUGCUAUUUUUUCCAUUAAUUGGAAAUUUGUGUUGUUCAGAAAUGCAAUUCUUCGUGAAAGUUAGGUGUACCUAUUAUUUUUUCUGCGCACAAAUUCGUGCUGAUUUGUUGAACGCUUCGAGUUGUGAUACCUGUUUGUAAGUUUUAGUCAUUUAUUAUUUUAUAUUUUUAUGUUUUAUCGAAUUCUUAAAUUACGAGAUGAAUUCUAAUGUGUUCACAUAAGCAAGUAUGUAGUUGUGAAAUGUUAUCAUUUUUGUUAUACCUAAAUGAAUUGUUUACUUAUGAUGAUGAUGUUCGAUCGUGUGCUUGAUUAUUGAUUUUACUCUCUAGUUUGUAUUUUUAAUUUCAUUUCUUUUUAUAAUAAAUCUCAUCGUGUUUGUUUUCUUAUAAA
Molecule: messenger RNA, 2691 nt
Organism: Planococcus citri (citrus mealybug)
Lineage: Eukaryota; Metazoa; Arthropoda; Insecta; Hemiptera; Pseudococcidae
Product: mucolipin-3-like
Exons: 14
Coding region: 227-2005 (592 amino acids)
Cellular component (GO): lysosomal membrane; plasma membrane
Molecular function (GO): NAADP-sensitive calcium-release channel activity
Source: RefSeq, a predicted model, not a curated record